AAAAAAUCAAUAACACUAAGUAAUCAAUUAAAUAAAAUGCCAGAACGAGGCAGAAGGAGGCUUACAACUGGUGGUGGUAACAGCAAGGCUUCACAAAAUGAGCAAAAAAACAGUGAGGAAAAAGAUAAAAAGGAAAAAAAGAAGUAGAUCUAGCAGUAGCGUCGAAUGGGCAGAGGAAGACAUGAAAAUCACCCCUCAAUCAAUUGAGGCUUCCACCAGUAGUAGUUGGCCUAGGCAUAGUCGGAAAACACAGAAAAUCGGGCAGAGGAAGGAGAAGAUAUCUAAAGUUGUUGGAGCGGUGGUGUCAAAGCUGCACAAGAGGCAGCAAAUAGAAAGAAAGCUGCACAGGUGGCAGCAAAAGGAAAAGAAGGGAGAGCUGCACCGAAGCACGGUAGCAGCAAAGUGCAGCAAGAUAAACUGCAAGAUUUGAUGAAAUGAGGCUGAAAUAAAAGGCAAAUGGAAGGCUGCAAAGUAGCAGCAAGAACAGCCACAUGGAGCCUCACAAAUGGAAGCAAAACUUUUCAUGUAGUCUUGCAUUAAAUGUUUGAUAGAUUUACUUGUAUUAGAUAAGCAUUAGGUGAGGAAAUUUUCUUUAUGUACUGAGUUUUCUGCUAUAUAAUAGCAGAGUAAUGAAUGAAAAAAAGGGGU
Molecule: messenger RNA, 648 nt
Organism: Rubroshorea leprosula
Lineage: Eukaryota; Viridiplantae; Streptophyta; Magnoliopsida; Malvales; Dipterocarpaceae
Source: the annotation of a GenBank genome assembly